UCCUCAGGAACCAAUCCUGAAGAGGUAGGGCGGAUCCUUUCCGGGUUCCGGUUCCGGCUCCGCCCCCCCGGCUCAGUGAGGCGGUACUGUUCCUGACCGCGAGACGCUGGAGCUAGGGAUCAUGUACUGGGACAGAAUCAACCCAGGAUAGAAGAUUCGCUGGGGGCUGGCCUGACCCAUGGAAUAAAGGUGUUGGCCAUUUGUGUUCAUCCUCAGGGUUCAGAGAUGGGCAGUGAGAAGGAGCAGAGCCCAGAACAGCACCUGCCCGAGGAAGGGGAACGGGGUAAUAAGCCCUGGAGAGUGGAUGACUCCAAGGGACCGGAUGGGGAAAAAGAGCCUGGGCAAGCAAGUCCGUCGGAGGGGCCAGAAGGGCCCCGUCCAGAAGAGCCCACGCAGGAAGUCGUUGUCUCUGCUGCAAAGCCGGAGGACCUCUCUGCUCAUCGGAGGCCCGAGGUGGAUGAGAAGCCCUUUGUAUGUGUCCAGUGUGGCAAAACCUUCAACAACACCUCCAACCUGAGGACGCACCAGCGCAUCCACACGGGCGAGAAGCCUUACCAGUGUUCCGAGUGCGGUAAGAGCUUCUCCAGAAGCUCCAACCGGAUCCGGCACGAGCGCAUCCACCUGGAGGAGAAGCACUACAAGUGCCCCAACUGCGAGCAGAGCUUCCGGCGGCACGCGGACCUCACCACGCACCAGCAGGACCACCUGGGCCGGCGGCCCUUCCGCUGCGACCUCUGUGGCAAGAGCUUCGGCCAGAGCUCGGCGCUGGCGGUGCACUACCGGACCCACCUGGAGCCCGCGCCCUACAUCUGCUGCGAGUGCGGGAAGAGCUUCAGCAACAGCUCCAGCUUCGGCGUACAUCACCGCACCCACACGGGCGAGCGGCCCUACGAGUGCACCGAGUGCGGGCGGACCUUCAGCGACAUCUCCAACUUCGGGGCGCACCAGCGGACCCACAGGGGCGAGAAGCCCUACCGGUGCACCGCGUGCGGGAAGCAUUUCUCCCGCAGCUCCAAUCUCAUCCGCCACCAGAAAACACACCGGGGAGAGCAGGCCGGGAGAGAGUCCAGCUGAAGAGGCCGAGAGAGCGCGGACAGAGCUAGGGACCCCAGCAUAGCGUAGAAAGACCUUUAGGAUCCGCUGCUGCCCCCUUGACCUCAAGCCCUUCUCCCACUUUGGAGAUGGGUUUUCUGUUGCCUCUGAAGCCAGAAUCUCCAGGAAGUCAGAGAAGGGACUCGGAGUAAAAAUCUUUACAUUUUUCCAGGCCAAUUUCUUGUGGUAGAUAGUCAGAGGACUCCAUCUUAGUUUCAUCUCCUUGGGGUGAAAGAGAAAUAGGGUAGGUUUAGUUCUUGCUUAUAUCAUUAGGGUGACCUUCUCCUGGCCUUUAAGGAAGUACCUGUGAGAUAAGCAUCGCUGUCUGGAGGGCCUCUGUAUUGUGUAUGGACUGCUUGAGCUUAGGGCGCACUGCAGGGGUCCACUAAUUCCACCCACUGUGCCUCAGCUGGACAGGGAGGAAGGGGCUUCCCAGGCCUGGAGAAGAGGUCUCAGGUCCUACUUUAGGAAUGAAAGGGAAACCCUUUCAUUCCCUCAUGUUUGUGACUUGUCACCCCCAGCCCAGCGUGCAUCUGUUUCUCCAGGAUUAGCAGUAAAACCCUUUAAUGAAAA
Molecule: messenger RNA, 1665 nt
Organism: Bubalus bubalis (water buffalo)
Lineage: Eukaryota; Metazoa; Chordata; Mammalia; Artiodactyla; Bovidae
Gene: ZNF691
Product: zinc finger protein 691
Exons: 2
Coding region: 226-1074 (282 amino acids)
Biological process (GO): regulation of transcription by RNA polymerase II
Cellular component (GO): nucleus
Molecular function (GO): RNA polymerase II transcription regulatory region sequence-specific DNA binding; DNA-binding transcription factor activity, RNA polymerase II-specific
Source: RefSeq, a predicted model, not a curated record